UUCUUCAAACAAAACUCAAAAAAUCUGAAACGAAAUUAAACGAAACCAUUCGUUCAGUUCAGUUUUAUUAAAUUUCUUUUUGCUGGAUUUUUAUUUCAGUGACUUAAUCGUAUUGUACAUAUGAUGUAUAGUAACUGUUCUGUAUUUCGUGAAAAUUCAACUCUUGGAACUUACGAGCAUGAAGACUUGAAUUACUCUCAUUUAUGCACCUUCUGAUGAGCUAGGGUAAUAGCAUUUUCCGGCGAAUUAAUCAGAACAUUUUUUGUACUAUGUACUUUACAUGUUCUCUAAAUCAAGUGGAUUAGUGAUGGUUGCUUUAAUUCAACGAUGAUUCUAAGAACUGUGAAAUCGAUUUGGAGAAAGCACGACUUCUUGAUAAUUUGUUCCUUUAUCGUGUUCGGUUUAACUGUUUAUCAUAGAUUAGACAACAUCAAUUUUUAUGGUUUACCAAAACAUAUCCCCUGCGAUUCUACUCCAUACGUGAAUAAUCCCAAAAGAUUUGAAGGAAUAGUGAAUCGCCAAGCGAACGUGCCUCGCAUAGUACACUUAUUACGGUUUGGACAAGAUGUUAAUUGUUUCACGCAAGGAGAUUUGGACGCUAUUGUUACAAUCUUGGGAAAUUUCGAACCGGAGCAGAUUUACGUCCAUACCGAUGAUGUGAAAACCAUGAAAAACAUCAUUAAUACCAUUUUCGUUAAAGAAGAUGUGAGGAAUAUAAUUGACGUAAAGUUUUACCCUCGGCCGAAACAUGUGUUUGGUUUAAAUAUUAGCGAAACGUUUAGACACAAACAUAUGAUUGAUUUCACUAAAAUAAAAAUAUUAAGACGUUACGGAGGCAUAUUUUUAAACAACGACAUUCACAUCGUACAAGAUCCGAGUAAAUUUUUACAAUUUGAAAUGACUGUUGUGGUGCGUUCAACUUCAGAUGUCGAUAGUCCUUUAGAGCUAUUCGAUGAAGUUAUAAUUGCCCAUAGAGACGCCAGAUUUCUAGAGCAGUGGCUAAAAUCGUACCAUCUAUAUGAUCAAAAUGCCGAGAGCCAUGUUAAAAGAGAUGUUAUGAAAAAUUUGCUCAAGAAAAAUACCAUGUACGUUCACAUAUUAGAUAAUGACAUUUCUAAACAAGUUGUUGCGAAUAGCGAAGAAUAUCACGCAAUGUUAUCGUCAAGAAAACGUCAUUUUAUUAAUAUUCAAAGCACAGAUGAUAGCUGUUUAGUGUAGAAAGGAAAAAUUCGUGUUCGGUAGGCAAUUUGUCAUUUUGUUCCAAGAUCAAAAAAUUACGACAUUCCCUAUAUCCAUCCCACUCUGAAUUUUUUUCAAAGAUUUUACGGUAAAAGUUGAGUAAAAUUUUAAAAAAAUCGAUUUUGGAGUAAUAUUGCAGAAAACCAGUUUUCGAAAAAAGUGGCAAUUUUGAAAGCUGCAGAAUGUGUUCAAUUGUUCAGUUGAUCGGAAAUUAUGUUACGUGUGAGUUCAAUAACACUGUUUCGUUUUUAAAAUUUUAAUCAAGUUUUUACCUCACACAAUCACGACUAAUUGUUCAAAUUUACCUAUCUAUGUAACUAUUUUAUAAGUUUUUCCUGUGUUUUAUUGUCUUUCAUGUUUUUUUAUGAGUCAUAAUAAAUUCUUUCUGUUGA
Messenger RNA from Planococcus citri (citrus mealybug), 1631 nucleotides. RefSeq lists its product as uncharacterized. The transcript is spliced from 4 exons. Bases 328 to 1218 code for a protein of 296 amino acids. The record is from RefSeq and is a predicted model, not a curated record. Lineage: Eukaryota; Metazoa; Arthropoda; Insecta; Hemiptera; Pseudococcidae.